ACGUCUGGUGAAAACCUCUCUCUCUACAAUCCCCACCGUCUCUCUCCUCUCUCUCUCUCUCUCUCUCUGUCUGUGGCCAAGUUCGAGUCGCCCCAUGGCCACGCCGAAGCCCCGGUCGGGGCGAUCCACCUCUCUUCGCGAGCCCGGCGACAACAUUCGACUCACUGAGUCCGAGAAGAUCGAAGGCACUGGUAGCUGGGAGACCCUCGAAUGGACCAAGAUCGAGCCGGCUCCGAGGUCUGUUCCUGAUGGGUUGCUAGGGUUUUUGCUUGAAGCGGAACAGGUCAUAGUAGAGGGAUAUUAUGGUGUUGUUCUAGUAAACACAGAUGAGGCAGGUACCUUAUUUGUAACCAAUUAUCGCCUUCUUUUUCUGAGUGAGGGAUCCCGGAACAUAAUUCCUCUUGGCACCAUCCCCUUGGCUACGAUCGAGAAGUUCAACAAAAUUGCUAUGAAGCUUCCAUCAGCCCCUCGACAGUCAGACAGGGCUCCAUCACGUCGACUGCUCCAGGUCAUUGGCAAGGAUAUGAGAAUAAUUGUCUUCGGCUUUCGCCCACGGACAAAGCAGAGACGUGCUGUAUUUGAUGCAUUGUUGAGGUGUACGAGGCCUGUAAGACUCUGGGAUCUCUAUGCCGUCAGUUCUCGUCCUUCUAGAUUCAGUAACAACAACCCAACUGUGCGGUUACUAAAUGAGUACUUUAGGCUUCUGGGAAAGGUUUCUUGUAACGCAUCAGCUAGCAGUAUUGAAGAUGGGUCCUACACAGUGUCUAAUGAAUGGUGGAGAAUUAGUGCAGUGAAUUCAACUUAUACAAUGUGCCCUACUUAUCCGUUUGCCUUGCUUGUCCCCAAAUGCAUUAGUGAUGAAGAAGUGCUCCAGGCUUCCACAUUCCGUGCACGGUGUCGAUUGCCUGUGAUUUCAUGGUGUCAUCCAGGAAACGGAGCUGUUCUCGCACGGUCAUCCCAACCUCUUGUUGGUCUCAUGAUGAAUAUGAGGAGCAAUGCUGAUGAAAAACUAGUUGCUUCACUUUGCACUCACCUUACUGGUCCAAAGCAGCCACGGAGGAAGCUCUAUAUAGCAGAUGCAAGACCUCGGAAAAAUGCCUUGGCAAAUGGGGCAAUGGGUGGUGGUUCAGAGUCAUCUUCUAAUUACUUUCAGUCCGAGAUAGUUUUCUUUGGAAUAGAGAAUAUACAUGCAAUGAGGGAUAGUCUUUUUCGGCUUAGAGACUAUUUAGAUACUCAUGGUGCAACUUCAUCAGAUGGAAUGUCGUCAUUCUUGAGACAUGGUGGGUGGACUUGGGGUGGAGGUAAUCUCAGCAGUAUGUCUGCUUCUGUAUCAACACUGGGAGACACCGGUUGGUUAAUACAUGUUCAGAAUGUUUUGGCUGGUUCUACUUGGAUUGCAGCACGUAUUGCUUUGGAAUCAGCAUCAGUGCUUGUUCAUUGCAGUGAUGGAUGGGACAGAACAACUCAAUUGAUCUCCCUUGCAAAUUUGUUGCUAGAUCCAUAUUACCGGACUUUUAAGGGGUUUCAGGCAUUAGUGGAAAAGGACUGGCUUGCAUUUGGUCAUCCAUUUGCAGAUCGCAUGGGGAUGCCAACUUCAUCCGGUGGUGGUAGCAUGCUUUAUGAAUUAUCUAGGCAGUCUUCAACUGGUAGUUUCCCAUCAUCACCCAUGCGUCAAUCAUCAGGAUCGUCCACAUCUCAAGCUCAAAGUUCUUCUCAUGGACAAAAUUCGAACAACUACUCUCCCAUAUUUUUGCAGUGGGUUGAUUGUGUUUCACAGCUGCUGCGGAUGUAUCCUUUUGCAUUCGAAUUCUCCUCGGCUUUUCUGGUGGAUUUCUUGGACUGUGUGCUCUCUUGUCGCUUUGGAAACUUCUUGUGCAACAGUGAGAAGGAAAGACAGCAAUCUGACAUUUUUGAUACAAGUGGAUGCUUAUGGAUGUAUUUGGCUGAUCUGCGGGCUUCGGAGGGAAGUUCUCAUGUACACUUUAACCUCUUUUAUGAGCCAUCAAAACAUGAAGGACCACUAUUGCCGCCUGCAGCAGCUUUAGCCCCAACUCUAUGGCCCCAAUUCCAUCUUCGAUGGGCCUGUCCUUCAGAAGCCCAAGCAGGGGAGGUUGAAGCUCAAUGUAGGAGCCUCGCUAAGAAAUUCUCCGAACUGCAAAAGGCAAAAGAGGCGGCGGAAAUGAAGGCUAAAGAAAUUGCUGCUACAACAGAGUCCUUGAGCGCAGCAUUGCAAAAUGAGAAACAAAUCAGCAGCUCAGCCAUGAAUUUGGCCAAAAGGGCAACAAAGGAAAGUGCAGCAAUAAAGCGAGCGAUACAGUCACUGGGAUGCAAGGUUCACUUCUCUGGCAGCGGCGAUUGUACUGUCAACAUUGAGAGCAACCAAACUGAGAUACCACACAAACUUAUUCAAUCUCCUUCGAAAAGAGAAUCAGAUGGCAACAUGUUGCAGAAUGAUGACAAAUCGGAUCUUUCCGUUUCUAUAACGGUUAUUGAUGAGGUGGAUUCCAAUAAUCCAAUUAGUAAGGUUUGUGAAUCGUUAUGCCCAUUACGCACUCGAGACAGAGGGUGUCGGUGGCCCGACGCUGGUUGUGCUCAAUUGGGAAGUCAGUUUGUUGGACUCAAAGCGAACUUUGAUGCUUUUGAUCGUCUUUCUAUUUACGACAGUUAUUUCCGCUCAGAAUGAAAACCCUUAAUUUUUAGAUAUUCCAGUGGUAGCAACAAACUUUUGACCAUAGUUAUCCAUUCUGCAAGGAAGGAAUUGGAUGCAGUUUUGUAGGUAAGGCUUGUUUGGGAUAGGGAUUUCAGUGAAUUAGCACCGAGGAUGUAUAUCGGCACGGCACUUGAUAUUUAUGGGCAUCGGGAAUAUGUACAGUGAGAAUGUAGAGUUUGUUCUCGAGUCUGAACCAAUUUGACUUUGCGACAAUGGCGAGGAUCUAAACAAAAAUGCUCGGAGAAUAAUUCAUUUUUAGAGCUGUUUGCAGGUGUUCCUUAGUCGCUUCUCUACAUUUUUUCUUUUCUUAUGUAAUUCAUUGGGGCACGUUGCACAUUGCCAUUCAUGUUGGGAAUAAGAUUAACUUGUGUACAGAUUCUUUGACUGGUUCAUGAUUGUUGUAGUUUGGAUCUGAAUUCAUGUAAUCUGGGUUGGUGUUGAAUAAAGCUUUGUACUGUAUUUGUUUGGAA
Molecule: messenger RNA, 3180 nt
Organism: Rhododendron vialii
Lineage: Eukaryota; Viridiplantae; Streptophyta; Magnoliopsida; Ericales; Ericaceae
Product: phosphatidylinositol-3-phosphatase myotubularin-1-like
Exons: 19
Coding region: 95-2683 (862 amino acids)
Biological process (GO): dephosphorylation
Molecular function (GO): phosphatase activity
Source: RefSeq, a predicted model, not a curated record